AUGACCAGGACAAGCCAGCAGAGCCGUCAGGGAGGAUGCUGUGGCUCCUUAGCAAACUACCUGACCUCUGCAAAAUUCCUUCUCUACCUUGGUCAUUCUCUGUCUACUUGGGGGGACCGGAUGUGGCAUUUCGCGGUGUCUGUGUUCCUGGUGGAGCUCUAUGGGAACAGCCUGCUCUUGACGGCGGUCUACGGGCUGGUGGUGGCAGGCUCUGUGCUGGUCUUGGGAGCCAUCAUCGGCGACUGGGUGGAUAAGAAUGCCAGACUGAAAGUGGCCCAGACUUCACUGGUUAUCCAGAAUGUUUCGGUCAUCCUGUGUGGAGUCAUCCUGAUGAUGGUUUUCCUACAUAAGAACGAGCUUCUGACUAUGUACCAUGGAUGGGUUCUUACUUCAUGCUAUAUCUUGAUCAUCACGAUCGCAAAUAUUGCAAACUUGGCCAGUACUGCUACCGCAAUCACAAUCCAAAGGGAUUGGAUUGUUGUUGUUGCAGGAGAAGACAGAGGCAGAUUAGCAGAUAUGAAUGCUACAAUACGAAGGAUUGACCAGUUAACCAACAUCUUGGCCCCCAUGGCUGUUGGCCAGAUUAUGACGUUUGGCUCUGCGGUCAUUGGCUGUGGUUUCAUUUCGGCGUGGAAUUUGGUGUCCAUGUGUGUGGAAUACUUUCUGCUCUGGAAGGUUUACCAGAAAACCCCUGCUCUAGCUGUGAAGGCUCCUCCUAAAGAGGAAACUGAGUUGAAACGGCUGAAUUUAUACAAAGAAUCUGAGCCAAAACCCCUGGAGGGAACUCAUCUAAUGGGUGAGAAAGACCCUGACAUCCAUGAACUUGAACAUGAGCAAGAGCCAAGCUGUGCCUCGCAGAUGGCUGAGCCCUUCCGCACCUUCCGAGAUGGAUGGGUAUCCUAUUACAACCAGUCUGUGUUUCUGGCGGGCAUGGGUCUUGCUUUCCUCUAUAUGACUGUCCUGGGCUUUGACUGCAUCACUACAGGGUACGCCUAUACUCAGGGGCUGAGCGGGUCCAUCCUCAGUAUUUUGAUGGGCGCAUCAGCCAUAACUGGAAUAAUGGGAACUGUGGCUUUUACAUGGCUGCGUCGGAGAUGUGGCCUGGUUCGGACUGGCCUCAUCUCAGGAAUCGCACAGCUUUCCUGUUUGAUCUUGUGUGUGAUCUCCGUGUUCAUGCCUGGAAGCCCCUUGGACUUGUCUGUUUCACCUUUUGAAGAUAUCCGUACUAGGUUCAUUCAAACAGAACCACUUUCAAUUACACCUACAAAAAUAUCUGAAAUCAUCUCUACAGCUGAUGCGCACAUGUCAAACGGGUCUGUUCCUGCUAGUACUGUCCCAGAGAUGAGUUCUGAAUCCGUGCCUAUAAUCUCUGUCAGCCUGCUGUUUGCAGGCGUCAUUGCUGCUAGAAUCGGUCUUUGGUCCUUUGAUUUAACUGUGACACAGUUGCUGCAAGAAAAUGUUGUUGAAUCUGAAAGAGGCAUUAUAAAUGGUGUACAGAACUCCAUGAACUAUCUUCUUGAUCUUCUGCAUUUCAUCAUGGUCAUCCUGGCUCCGAAUCCUGAAGCUUUCGGCUUGCUUGUGCUGAUUUCAGUCUCCUUUGUGGCAAUGGGCCACAUCAUGUAUUUCCGGUUUGCCCAGAAAACUCUGGGCUCCCAGCUUUUUGCCUGUGGUCGUGAUAAUAAAGAAGUUACAGAUGCAGAUCAAGCUAAUACUUCUGACGUGUAA
Molecule: messenger RNA, 1725 nt
Organism: Rangifer tarandus platyrhynchus (Svalbard reindeer)
Lineage: Eukaryota; Metazoa; Chordata; Mammalia; Artiodactyla; Cervidae
Source: the annotation of a GenBank genome assembly